AUGAAGUAUACGGUCGUCGUUAUAGACGAGGUAUUUGUCGACAUUGGUUACCAAUACGCAGCGCGUAUAGCAUCCGUCCAUUUGGGUCAAUCAUAUCUACCGGCCCUCAUCACCGCCCUAUGUUACGGACCACACACUCAACGGUUAUUUGAGGCAUCGCUGUUGACAUAUUGGGUGAAAGCGGGCAAACAGUUUUACAUUGAUAUUACACAAAUAAUUGCUAAUAAUAACGUUUUGCUAAAUGGUAUGAGUUUGUCCGACUUGUACCUGGACACGAGCACACGGGUCCAGUGCCUAACACUUAUUGAAAUGCAAUCGCUUUUCGAAUAA
This is a messenger RNA of Oppiella nova, 330 nucleotides long. NCBI's taxonomy places the organism in Eukaryota, Metazoa, Arthropoda, Arachnida, Sarcoptiformes, Oppiidae. The record is from the annotation of a GenBank genome assembly.